Molecule: messenger RNA, 762 nt
Organism: Lolium perenne
Lineage: Eukaryota; Viridiplantae; Streptophyta; Magnoliopsida; Poales; Poaceae
Source: RefSeq, a predicted model, not a curated record
AUGGCUCCCUCGACACGGUGGGACACCUACCCUCGCCACUCCACUUCAGGCACUCGGCAUCACGCAGCCGUGUUGACGGCGGAGCUGCAAGAUGACGCCGCCCAGUAUGAACGGUCGCUCUCCGCCGGCCCACUUCUUGGACGGUAUGAGCACCACGCCUCCUUUGCACAGCGUCUUCAGGAGAAACUACGUCGUAUCUACGCGACUAUCACAUGCACCCGAUCUUCGGAUGUUGUCGAGUACCGAGCAGCACAGCGGCCACCUCGCCCCUCUUUGCAGGUGCAUCAGCCGCGGCACGCCCCGCGCCCACGUAUGGAGGUACCGCCGAGCCCGAGGCCACCAUCUCCUAACCAGGCAGGAGGUUCUGGGUGGCAAAACCAGCAGCAGCAGGAGCCUACUUACGAGUAUUGGCAGCAUGCCGGUUUCGGCAUGGAGCAGCAAUUUCCCAUGCCUAACUUCGGGUGGCGUCCCCGUAUGGAUGAGCCAGAGGGUGAGGGACAUAUGUCGACGGGGUCCGGAUCACGAUCCUUCUGGUCCAGUGCUCACGAUCAGGACGAAACACAGCAGAGCUAUCAAGACCGGAUUUCAAGUCAACAACAAACUCCACCUCCGGAUCCCACGCAGCAUGAUCAAGCACGAGCAGGGGUACAUGCUUCCUCCCCGACAUCGCCAGCCACCUGUUCGUAUGUACUCGCCGUCACCUUUUCAGGCUCGACCGCCACCGAGGCGAGGUGGAGCGAGGGGCCGUGGUCAGUGAGAUGA